AUGGCAUCAAGUCAGGGUGCUCUAAUUGACAUCACAGUGAAAACCCUGGACGGACAGAAUCGAACUUUCAGUGUUCCAGAAAAGUUAAAUGUGCGACAGUUUAAAGAAAAGAUCAGCACCAAUGUGGAAGUUCCAGCAGACAAUCAGAGACUGAUCUUCCAAGGACGAGUUAUGCAGGAUGACAAGGUUCUCAAGGAUUAUGAUAUUCAUGGCAAAGUGAUUCACUUAGUGCAGAGAGCCCCUCCAACCACAGCUUCAGCCUCGGGCAACCUCACUUCUACAGCUGCGUCUGCUUCUGCAUCUUCACCAGACAGACCUCACAACCCUUUGGAUGGUAACCUCCUUGAUGUGCAAAUACAUCUAGGGCGGGUUCAGAACACGCCGACCACACGAGAAGCCAGGGCUAGGCUCCGACAGGCAGAUUUUAAUUUACGACUUGUCAACGACGUUCUUACUCAGUUGGAGCAAAGGUUGGGGUCACUAUCUGACAACAGUGUUACGCAAGCUCUGUCAGGCUCGCAAACACCAGCAUCCACAUCUGCUGCAUCUACCGUCCCUGAUGGUGUCACUGAGGACAUGCAGGUUUCACCAGUUGCAGACGGGUCCAGUCAGAGAGAGAGAGAUCCCGCCGGGUCUGAGGCACAUAACGGUGCAGGGUCUAGAGAGCAGGCUGGACCAUCACCAGCUCAGAGUGGUUCAGAGCCAGCCGGGGCUGUGUCUGGUGAUGCUUUAGGCUUGAUGGCCGCAGACUUGGCCAACUUUCUGGACCAGGUUUUGAGCACCAAUGAAAGAGUUGCCUCCCAUAUACGACUGUACAGGGACAUCCUCCGCAGCGAGGUUGCCUACCCAGCCAUGUCAAGAGAGUCACAGGAUGUGCAAGAGGUAGCCAGCAGAGCUACAGAAGUUUUCCACGCUCUGGGCCACAUGCUACACAGUUUGAGCGAUGUGGUUGUGGACAUGGGGGCAGAUAUGCCCAGACAGGCUGUAGCCACUCCCUCUGCCCCGUUCCCUUUCCCUGGCAUCUCCGGAAUGCCUGGCACCACUAGUAUGGCCAUUCCUAUCCAUAUGAAUGUGAGAGCCAGACACAACAGCAAUGGGCGCAGACAAGCCAGCUCGACUGCCUCAACAACCAGUACAUCCACAGUGCCAACUGCCAGCACUGGGGCAGCAACAGCCAGCUUCAGUGGCUCUAGUACACCACCGCCGGCUGGCAUCAACAUCCCCCUCAUCAGCAACCCCACUAGAAGAUCAUUCCAGAUGCCACCUGUACCUCUGACCUUGCCCCCGAAUGUGACGACUACUGGAGAGCCUCAUGUCAUGGUAGACGUAUUGCCAGCUGGGAUUACCGUCCAUGAUAUUCGAGUCACUGCAGCUGGCAUUGAGGAUGAUUCUGAUUCUAGUGCUGAUUCCGUUGAUAAUAAUGGCAUCAGUGCAACCAUCACCACCAUCACACCUUCAGUAAAUACUGAGAAUCCGUUGCCAGCAACAGCUACUACAUCAUCGCCCGCUGCAAGUGCAUCAUCCACAGCUUCAUUGACUGCAUCAACACAACCUGCGACUCCUGCAACUGCAAGCACUGGAACAUUCACCUCCUCCACGGGUACAAAUUCACAUGCUUUCAUCUUUAGUCCUGGGGGUACCAUCAACAUUCGGGAAGUGCCCACUUUUGCCUCUGGGCAAAUGCCCAAUGUUCCAGGCUUGCCUGCUGGCAUGUUUCAGAAUAUUGUGGGAUCAAUUCUCAACACACAUGGCAUUGGACCCGAUCAACAGAUCCAGGUGAACAUUCUGCCACAGACAGCAGAUAUACCUACUAUGCAUGGUGUCCAGUUGAUACAACAACGUCUGAACAACCGAGAUGAAGCCAGAACGGCAGCUGCACAGUUUGGCCCUGAAGAACAGCAGGCUGUUGUAGAACAGUUUCUAGCUGGGAUCGGAUUACCAGGAGGUUUGAACACAGUUUCACACGCAUCCUCAAGCAACAACACCACCUCCUCCACAGGAAAUCAGUCAAAUACCACUACUUCUAGUGCAACAGCAGCCCCAAGCACCACUCCUUCCAGUGCAACAUCUACAACGACCCCAAGCACCACUUCGUCUGCGACUACUGUCAACUUUGGUGGCACAAGUAGGAGUUCUUUUCCCACUGGCUUCAGCUGGACAAAUCCAGUGCCACUGACCUUCGGCACAGCAAGUGACCCCAGCUCCAAUGCCCGGGCGACACGCAACCCACCUUUCAGUUUUCAUCAGUUUGGUUCACCUAGCCAAGCCAGGCCACAGGCAGGGCAGCCCAGAGCUCCAGCUUCUGGGCCACUGCGGCGGAGUUACGUAGAUCCUUACCUCCCUUGUUCCUCGCCUCACUACUCGUCACAGACUGCACUGGCGACUUUCAGUGCAAUGCAGGCGCAGUCUAGAGGGCAGCCGGUUCCAGAACAGAUCCCAAAUUUAAGCACUAUGGUUUCCGGGAUGGUGGGGGAUAUCAUGGAGCAAGUUGCAGCUGCAGCAAAUGGAGAGAAUCGAACCCGCACCAGCAGCACCACUUCAGUCAGCACUUCUUCAUCCAGCACACCCUUGAGAGCAACAGCAGCUGCAGGCCUCAGACCCCAGUAUGGAACCCUCAACCCCAUGGAAAUGUUCACCCACUUACUGGGCAGACAGACUGGGUCUGCACCAGCCAAUCCACAGCCACAGAGCACACCUUUGCCUAGCACCGCCAGCGACCCAGCUGCCAACAGAGAACCUGCAGCAGCUUCAGCAGGGUGGACCUUGGCGGACCUGUUCACUCGUGUCGGACGUACUAGUGGAGACGUGACAGUUAUAAUAUCCCUACUGGAAGCAGUAGCCCCACACAUGGGCCUGACAGAUCUCUUCUCACUGUUCAUGGGCAACACGCGGGUCCUCAACCAGCUCCGCGAGCCCCUGCAGGUUUUUGUCAGGAGGCAGGUGACCCACUUUGGCUCUGUGGAUCAAGUUGUGGAGGCAGCACUGGCUGACAUGUACCCAGAGAUUCAGCACCUCCAGAGUUUGGUGGAACUGAAAGAUGGGUUAGACUUGGCCGAGUCUCUGCGCAGCUGUCUGAAGGUUCAUCUGACUAUCAUUUUUACAGCAAUCCAUUCAGACAGUGCAGGUGCACAAGGAGAUUUUGGUAACCACAUGUACAGGCUGUGGAUGAAGAUGAUGGCAGACUCCAUUGGACUGUGCAUCUACUGUAUGCGUGAUGGCCAGACAGGGUUUUCAAACAUGGUGCAGAGUUAUAUGCCUCGCAUGACACAAGGCAUGAGUCCAGCUAUCACGGUGUGGAUGACAACAUCUCUGCAGGACAUCUUUCAGUCUUUCUAUCAAAACCAUCCAGUGACAGAUUCAGACAUCGUUGGCUACGUUGUGAAGUCACAUCCAGAAAGGUCAGCUGUGUCUACUUCUGAAGGACUUGGUCAGUCGUCAGCAGUUUCUGAUGGUCGCUUGUCUCCAGACCAUGGGGCAGUCAGUGUUUCCACUUGCACUUUGUCGAAUGAUUCAUCUCCAAGUCCUAUGGAUACAGCUGAACCACUAUCAUCACAGGGAAGGGUGGCCAGGCUUGCUCUUGACGAAGAUCUAGACGAGAAUGACAUUUUUGAAGAUGCUCAGGAGAGCAUCAUUGGCCUGGCACCUCUGCAGAACCGGCCCAAUACUAUAGCAGUCCAAGCCAGUCGUGUUGGCAGGGCUGUUGAGCGCAGUGGAAACUUGAGAAAUGGGCGGAGCUCUGAUGAUUGGCAGUCUGUGGUACCGCAGGAUUGGAUUCCAGUAAUCAGCAGAGAUAUAAUCAGACAACAGAAUCAGAGGACCCAGCCUCCGCUCAGUGAUGCCUACUUGCAAGGUCUGCCAGCAAAACGUCGACGAAUGGCGUCCCUGGAACAUGCCGAUGAGAUGGGCAACAUGCCACUGUACCUACCAACCUCCUUGAAACGGGCAGCCCGAGCUGCCGAUGCCGAACCCAUAAGCAGUGAAGAAAACAUGGCUCAGGAAGCGGCCGAUGAUCUGGACCUGCAGACAGAGCUGGAGAGUGAAGUGACCAGGAUGCUGGCAUCUCGAAUCACUUCCGACCAGGACUUUGCCUCAGACCGGUUUCCAAAUGCCAAAGAGUACUUUCAAAAAUCCAACCAUCGCUAA
Candidula unifasciata is the source of this 4143-nucleotide messenger RNA. Lineage: Eukaryota; Metazoa; Mollusca; Gastropoda; Stylommatophora; Geomitridae. The record is from the annotation of a GenBank genome assembly.